AGGUAAUCCGACACCCAAUCAGAUUGAACCAUGAGAGAAAACGGGACGAGCAACCACCACCGGCCAUGCAUCCACAUCAAGCCAGGCGGGGAGUGCGUGGAGGGCCUGCUGCCGGCGGUGUACGAGGCCGCCCUCGUGCACUCGGAGACGCACCACCACAACCCCCACCACCUUCCGCCGGACCAAAGCACAUCAGCCAUCAUCUACGUGUCGAUCGUGGUGGUGUUCUACGUGGUAAUCAUCGCAGUGCUGGUUGGGACGACCCUCCGGCGGCGCGGCCAGGUCCUGGAGGAGGCUGAGGAGACGCGUCACCUCCUCAUCUACGACGAGAAGACCGACAGCGUAACGCCGACCCCGGCCGUCCCGACCUCCAGGAUACACGAGGCAGGACUGCUGACUGUGUGAGGUCGUAGUCGAACUGCUGUUCUGUCUGCUUGCAGAUCGACUCUCUGACAGGGAGAGGUCAGCCUGCUCGUUGAAAGUCGUCAGAAUACUGACAGCUAGAUAAUAUUCUGCUGACAGUAUGGUGUCUACAGAGAGUAUAAAAUGGAUGGGAAGGAUGUUUGAGUUACUGAAACAGCACGUCCAGUCAGCAAGUGAUCUCAGGCAAACCUGCUGUCGUGAGAGCAGGUUAUGGCUUAGAGAUGCUUAAAAAAGUUGCAACGUAACUGAUCAGAACUGAUCCUUCAGGCUUAUUCUUAAUUCAUAGAUUAUAUAAAAAAAACAAUAAUUGCAAAGACAGACGGAAAGAAAGAGAGAAGGAGAGAGAGAGCGAGAGAGAGAGAGAGAGAGAGAGAG
Molecule: messenger RNA, 798 nt
Organism: Penaeus monodon (black tiger shrimp)
Lineage: Eukaryota; Metazoa; Arthropoda; Malacostraca; Decapoda; Penaeidae
Exons: 4
Coding region: 31-405 (124 amino acids)
Source: RefSeq, a predicted model, not a curated record